This is a messenger RNA of Saccharomyces mikatae IFO 1815, 3804 nucleotides long. It is a transcript of the gene MYO3, whose product is annotated as myosin 3. The transcript has a single exon. Lineage: Eukaryota; Fungi; Ascomycota; Saccharomycetes; Saccharomycetales; Saccharomycetaceae. Gene Ontology annotation, cellular component: microvillus; plasma membrane; actin cortical patch. The record is from RefSeq and is a predicted model, not a curated record. The coding region runs from base 1 to 3804 and encodes 1267 amino acids. Gene Ontology annotation, biological process: actin filament organization; vesicle transport along actin filament; endocytosis. Gene Ontology annotation, molecular function: ATP binding; actin filament binding; microfilament motor activity.
AUGGCUGUCAUAAAAAGGGGAGCACGUAGAAAGGACGUUAAGGAGCCUAAGAAAAGAUCUGCAAAGAUUAAAAAAGCUACAUUUGAUGCCAAUAAAAAAAAAGAAGUAGGUGUGUCCGAUUUGACACUUUUAUCAAAAAUAUCAGAUGAAUCUAUCAACGAAAAUCUGAGGAAAAGGUUCAAAAAUGGAAUAAUUUAUACUUAUAUUGGUCAUGUGCUAAUUAGUGUAAAUCCGUUCCGCGAUUUGGGAAUAUAUACAAACACCGUUUUAGAGACCUAUAAAGGUAAAAAUAGACUUGAAGUGCCACCACACGUGUUUGGUAUUGCUGAAUCUAUGUAUUACAAUCUUAAAUCAUAUAAUGAAAACCAGUGUGUUAUCAUAUCUGGUGAGUCGGGUGCCGGCAAAACAGAGGCAGCCAAGCGUAUCAUGCAAUAUAUUGCAGCUACAUCUAAUAGCCACUCAGAGUCCAUUGGAAAAAUCAAAGAUAUGGUUCUCGCUACUAAUCCACUUCUCGAGUCUUUCGGCUGUGCUAAAACUCUGCGGAACAAUAACUCUUCGAGACACGGAAAAUAUCUGGAAAUUAAGUUCAACUCCCAAUUUGAACCUUGUGCAGGUAACAUCACAAACUAUUUGUUAGAGAAACAAAGAGUUGUUAGUCAAAUAAAAAACGAAAGAAAUUUUCAUAUUUUCUACCAAUUCACCAAAGGUGCCUCUGAUGCGUACAGACAAACUUUCGGUGUAAAAAUGCCUGAAGAAUAUAUAUACACUGCAGCGGCUGGUUGUACUACUGCAGACACAAUUGAUGACAUAAAGGAUUACCAAGGGACCAUAGAGGCCAUGAGAACCAUUGGGUUGGCCCAAGAAGAACAAGACCAAAUCUUCAGGAUGCUGGCGGCAAUCCUGUGGGUUGGUAAUAUUUCUUUCAUAGAAAAUGAAGAGGGAAAUGCCCAAGUAAGAGAUACAUCAGUGACUGAUUUUGUUGCCUAUUUAUUACAGGUAGAUGCUUCGUUGCUAAUAAAGUGUUUAGUGGAGAGAAUUAUGCAGACAAGUCAUGGAAUGAAAAGGGGUUCAGUUUAUCAUGUGCCUUUAAACCCAGUUCAAGCUACAGCAGUAAGAGAUGCUCUCGCCAAAGCAAUUUACAAUAAUUUGUUCGACUGGAUUGUGGAAAGGGUUAAUGUAUCUUUACAGGCGUUCCCUGGCGCUGAUAAAUCAAUUGGUAUUUUGGACAUUUACGGUUUUGAAAUUUUUGAACAUAACUCUUUUGAACAAAUAUGUAUUAAUUACGUUAAUGAAAAGCUACAACAAAUUUUCAUUCAAUUGACUUUGAAGGCUGAACAAGAAACCUAUGAAAAAGAAAAAAUCAAAUGGUCACCAAUCAAGUACUUUGACAACAAGGUUGUCUGUGAUUUAAUCGAAGCAAAAAGGCCACCGGGUAUUUUUGCUGCAAUGAAUGACUCUAUUGCAACUGCUCAUGCUGAUUCCAAUGCCGCUGAUCAAGCAUUUGCUCAAAGACUUAACUUGUUUAAUUCGAAUCCGUACUUUGAAUUAAGAGCAAACAAAUUUGUCAUUAAACAUUACGCAGGUGACGUAACCUAUGAUAUCAAUGGUAUCACUGAUAAGAACAAGGAUCAGCUUCAAAAGGACCUAAUUGAGUUAAUCGGCACAUCGGCAAAUCCAUUUCUUUCCUCAAUAUUUCCCGAUGAUAUUGAUAAGGAUUCAAAGAGACGACCUCCUACUGCAGGUGAUAAAAUCAUAAAAAGUGCAAAUGAAUUGGUAGAAACUUUGUCAAAAGCCGAGCCUUCCUAUAUUAGAACAAUUAAGCCUAAUCAAACUAAAUCUUCAGAUGAUUAUGAUGAUCACCAGGUACUACAUCAAGUGAAAUAUCUAGGUUUGCAAGAAAAUGUUCGUAUCAGAAGAGCAGGGUUUGCCUACAGACAAACGUUUGAAAAAUUUGUUGAAAGAUUUUAUUUGCUAUCUCCUGACUGUUCAUAUGCCGGUGAUUACACUUGGGAAGGGGAUACGCUUGAGGCAGUCAAACUUAUUUUAAGAGAUGCCAUGAUACCGGAGAAGGAAUUUCAGCUUGGAGUGACGAGUGUGUUCAUCAAAACUCCGGAAUCUCUGUUUGCUUUGGAAGACAUGCGUGACAAGUACUGGUAUAAUAUGGCCGCUAGAAUCCAGAGAGCAUGGAGAAGGUUUCUUCAAAGACGUAUUGAUGCAGCGAUAAAAAUUCAACGUACUAUUAGGGAGAAAAAGGGUGGAAAUAAGUAUGUAAAGCUUCGUGAUUAUGGAACCAAGCUCUUAGGGGGUAAAAAAGAGAGAAGAACUAUGUCAUUACUUGGAUACAGAGCUUUCAUGGGUGAUUACUUAUCUUGUAAUGAAGCUAAAACGAAAGGAUCUUACAUUAGAAGACAGGCAGGAAUCAAGGAAAAAGCUGUUUUUUCAAUGAAGGGAGAAUGUUUGCAUUCAAAGUUUGGCAGAUCCGCACAAAGGUUAAAGAAAGUGUUUAUCUUAACAAAGAAAUCAUUUUAUAUCAUUGGACAAUCACGAGUGCAAAAUUCCAUGAAAUAUAUGCAGGAUUAUAAAAUCGAUUUAAACAAAAUAAAACAGGUGAGCUUAACCAACCUCCAAGAUGAUUGGAUGGGUAUUGUCCUUAUAAAUAGUGCACAAUCUGACCCACUCAUUAACACACUUUUUAAAACAGAAUUAGUGACUCGUAUGAAAAAAUUGAAUGAAAAGAUAAUAAUAAAUAUUGGCCCGACAAUUGAAUAUCACAAACAGCCUAACAAACUUCACACUGUUCGCUCAAAAAUCAGCGAUUCGGCGCCCAAAUACGGUGACAUAUACAGGUCGAGUACAAUAUAUGUACGUCGUGGCCACCCUGCUAAUUCAAAAUCGAAUAAGAAACCUAAAAAUCCAGGUGGAUUAAGUGGAAAACCUAUCAGAAGCAAGAAAAGCAAGCACAAGCAUACUCACAAACAUGCACAUAGUCAUAAAGCUCACAGAAAUACUACAAAAAAGCAACCACUACCUUCCCAAAAAUCUACAACUCCGUUAUCUUUAGCAGCUACGGCUGCACAGGCAGCAUACAAUCCUAAAUCGGAUAAGACUGCAUUAUCGAAAUCAUUUGCUAAUCCUGCUGCCAGAACUAGUUCAAAAAACAACUCAAAAGCGCCCAUUAAGGAAAAAACCAUACUAAAGAAGAACACUGCAAAUAAUGAGACAUCAUCUGCUAAAGAAAAUCUGAUAUCAAUUCCAUCUUCAAAAAAGGUUAACGAAAAUCAAGAACCGUUGAAUGAAACAACUACGAACAUACCGAUUCCACCACCACCUCCCCCCAUGGGCCAAACGGAAGAUCCAAAGUUCGAAGCGGCAUACGAUUUCCCAGGUUCUGGAUCACCCUCGGAGUUGCCUCUAAAAAAGGGGGAUGUUGUAUUUAUAAGUAGAGAUGAGUCCAGUGGUUGGUCUUUAGCGAGACUUCUAGAUGGAAGUAAGGAAGGUUGGGUUCCCACUGCGUAUAUGACGCCAUAUACAGGGACUAGUGAUACUAUAUCUGCAGUAGAGGUGGCGGCAGAGAACAAUGCUAUGAAUCAAAAAUCAAAUCGGAUUCAUAGUACCAUAUCAAGUGUACAAGAAAGUGUGUCAUUAGAAACUGCAACUGUUCAAACCCCUGGUAGUGAGACCAAACCCAUGGGGGCAUUUAGCGAUGGUUUAGCCUCUGCCUUGGCAGCAAGAGCGAACAAAAUGCGGGCCGAAAGUGCUGACGAUGAUGACGACAAUGAACGUGAUGACGAUGAUGACUGGUAG